AUGACGGCAGUGUGGGCGCGAACGGCCCUCAAGAGGACACAGAAUUCUUCCACAACCCCUUCUCCCUUCUUCAUCUGGCUUCUCAGGGAUGUUACUCAGUCCAUUCCAACAGACUGCAGAGACAUUAAGGAGUAUUUCCUAACAAGGGUAAGGCAACUCAUUUUGAAAUGUUGGACAGAAAUGACAAAAGAAUUAAUCAAACGCUUCCCUGAAUUAUCGUCUUCAAACUGAAAACAUUGCAAACCUCUUUGUCACAGCCGCAGAAAUAUUGAUUAUAUCAUUGUUUUCUCGGAAUAGACUCUUAGAGUUUGUUAUAUGAACAAAAUACCCGAAUGUUCGAGAACAUGGUUUUGUUUCUUGGUUGUUAGGUUUAUUGUUUAACCUUUUGGAGAUGUACUGGUUUUGGAAAUGGAAGGAACUUGUUUUUUAUUUUAUAACUAUGCAUAUAUCUCUCUGCAAGACGUCUAAAUUCAGACGUUCUCUUAACUCUACCAAAAACAAAGACAAAAGCUUUCUUUAUUUUUUGCAUACAGUAAUUGGAUAAGUCUGCUCUGUUAAUUUGUAUAUUGAAUUUGCUUAAAACGCAGUCGUGUUCUAUAAACAAAGAGGGACUGAUUGACUGGUUUACCUUGAUUACAGUGAUCACUGAUCGCAUCGUAAUGUGCCCCUUAUCCUCGGCGAUGGGGAUCUAAAUCUUGUAUUGGCUUUUUAUGUAAACGUCUAUAUGAAAGGGAUGACAGAGGAUCUUAGAUCUGUCACAAUAAAGCUCACCUGAUGACCCCUAAAAGACUCUGUAAUGGUCUUAGUCAAUUAGCAAUUAAUUGGCAGUCAAUUUUCCAUAGUACCCCCUUCAUACUCUGUUGGCAACGACUGAUCCCCACUCCGUUCCCCACUGAAAACCAUCUUCCUUCCAGAAUCCUUCCCUUCCACCCUAGAAGAAAACGACUGGUUCCUUAUUACAACUGCUUUUUAAACCAACUAGGUUUUCUAAGGACCAAGGAAUGGGACAGGCAGACCACACCCAACAAGUCGCUGAAAGCAUUUUGCGUUUCUUCCCUGGCUUCGAAGCCUUCAAACUGCCACCACCAUCUGUAAGUGAAGAGGUUAUGAAAAACAUCAACAGAAACAAAAGUCAGAUCAACAGUGAGUUCUUCUCUGGGAUAGAAAAGUUCAAGGUCUUGUUGAAAAGAACUCUUACUCCUAAGCACAGCUUCUACGACGGAGAACUUGUGACUGGUGAAGGUAAAGGCUACUAUUGCAUCUUCGUUUGGCUUUCAUCUCCCGUGAGAGCAACUCGUAACUUCUCUCAGAUUUCUAUGUAUUUUUCAGACGAAAAUUAAUGGUUUUGAAGACAAAUUUCGAAGUAUUAGCUUAAUCUCUAGAAUCUUAAGUCGCCGCCUACUUCUUGAAUUAUGGGAGUCACAAUCUUAUGCCAUGUUUUUCAAUUUUAGAUUAUUUUUUACACCGUUUGUCUACUGUAUACUUUUCUUAUUAAGUAUAUCCUUAAACUUAAAGACAAUUUCAUCCCUCAAUGACCCACUCUGUUUCCAGGUUUGGCCGCCUUGGUUGAGCUUUACGUGCAGGCCAUCAACACUCCUGGAGCGAUUCCUAAUGUCCAGUCAGCUUGGGACACAUUUGUAACAGAUAAAUGUUCUGAAGCAACGCACGAAGCCAUGAAUGUCUACAGCGCUGUCGUGGUUUCAAAACUGUCCAAUCAGCUGCCUUGUGACUCCGAAGAAAUUCGUAAAUGUCAUGAAACGGCAUUUGACCAAGCAAUUGAUGAGUUUCAAGCUGAAACAAUCGGAAUAUCCUCCAUUACAACCGAGAGGUACCUGAACGAACUGGCGGUAAGGGGUUUUUACACAUUGCUUAAACAUUCCUCAUUCAGUACUUUGGGAUAAAUUGAUGCCGACGAACUUUUGCAAACUUCGUCCAUUGUUUUCCCAACAUUUUUGUGGGGAUGAAUAAAAUUUUCGAUAUGUGACAGAAUUCUAACAGGACAAAAUCUUUAUGAUUUAACUUAAGGUUUCGGAUCUUGGUGAAAUAUCUAAAAGCAGCAGAGUACCUGGUCCGAAAUCGAGUGCGGUGAAAAGAAUAGGUUGUGCAGAAGCAUUUCCUAAGCAAUGAAAUAUCCUUAGUUCUUUUUCGACGAGGCUCAAAACUUUCCUCAAGCUUUGCCAACGCUUGUCGUUACACAUUUUCUGAUGACUGUUUUUUGUGCACGUUUCCGCGCCAGGUGGAGGCUACUGCUUGUUCAUUUCAUAGUAGCAUCGACCUAACUCCAAUUAAUAAGUGAUAAAUAUUUAGUAACUGUCUGGAUAUACAACCAUGAAUACCACGAAAUAAUAGUUACAGUGCUUCCCAGCAUUCAUUGUUGGACUUACUGGGGAGAAAUGUUCUUAAAUUUCAAUUUCUUUUUGUACAAGUUACUUACAGAAACAACCAAUAAAUGUCCAGUUGCUGUUUGGGAACUAACAACAGCACGGAAAGAUGAACACUGGUAUUCACUGUGAAUAUAAAAGGUCUAUUUCUUUUUUUUAUUAUUUCUCAGUCGUUUGCAGACCGAGAGUAUGCCACGUGGCAGACUGAGAAUGAUCGGUUUACGCGAGAGGCUUGUGACGCUCUCCUGAAGCAACUUAAAAAACAACACUUGGACCCAAUCCUCGACCAACUCCACGGAAAGGAAGGCGCCAAAGUCAUGUUCGAUGACAUUGUAGCAGGUUACAAAAAGAUUGAGCAGGACUACAAAGCUCGUGCCACCGGAGCUAAACGAGUUUGUGCUGCUGUGUUUUUCGAGUUUCAUCCGGUAAAUAGAGUUUUACUUGGAAUUAAAAAUUCAGACCAAAAAUGAGACAAAUUAAUGAGUUAAAAGGUUUCUAAUCUGUGUCUUUCUUUUUUUUCCAUGACAUUAACAGUUUCACAGACAAAAAAAAUACAACCGAAUUCAGUUCCUUUAAUACAAGUACAUUGCGAUUCUUGGUCUUAGAAACUAUUAUGUAGUUACAAGAUGAUAUAACUUUAUAAUCUCUUGGUAGUUACCACAAAUAAAACCAACAGACAAAGCAACGAUGUAAGCGAAAGUUCUACUUUUAUCACAGGAACUUAUGAGAGAAAUGCAACAAUACUUGGGCGUACUGAAACAAUUAAAGGACUUUGACGAGAACUUGAGUCGAGAAAUUGCCGCCAAAGCCUAUCAAGAGCAAGAGAAGAUAAAACUUGAGGUACUCAUGAUGCAAUUUUAAUCGAUUCGUUUAUCAUAUUACUUUUUAACGGAAAAAAAAAUUGAGAAUGAUAAAUGCCGGGAACGGAGAAAGGGAAAUGAAGAAUAGGGAAAAGGGAAAUGGGAAAAGGGAAGGAGAAAGGAAAAUUGGGAUUGGAAAAUGGAAUGGGAAUUUUUUUGUUUUCAUUCUGCGGCUAACUAAAAGGAACGAAAAAUAACAUCCUUUCCUCAACAAACUUAAUCAACUGAUUAUUAAGAGAACAAAAGCUGAUUGAAGUUCAUGCUUUCUUUUUCUGUUCUUUGUCAAAAACAUUGCUGGAUUAAUUUAGUUUCAAUGGCGAGGAUAUAGAAUUUCAUCAUCUGCUAGACAAAGCCUAUACUGAUGUGACUUUUCGUUCUCAUUUAAGGAGGAAUACGAACGUUUACAACAAGAAAAUCGUCAGCGCCAUAAGGAAGUAAGACAUUUUGAGUCAAAGUCAGUAUCUGAGAAACUGCGCACCUAUCCCUCCCCUAACUCAACAACAAUCAAAUGAUAACAAGUUAGGGUUAACGUUGGGUCAGGGGAGGGGUAGGUGUGCAGUUUCUCAGAUACUGACUUUGAUCCGACAUUUUCACAACCACUAAAGAAUUCACUCCACGCUUCAAAAGAUAUUUUCCAUCGUCAAAUCUAUCUUUUGACGAUUUCCACUUGUAUAAAGGAACAAAGCGGACAAUUGACUGCUUUUUGAGAGUUUUGCCUACUCAGACGGAAGCGCUAAACAUGCACGUCUUUGAUUCCAGAAAGCACAGACACACGAAUUUUAUGGCGAUGAAAUAUAGUGAAAUCCAAUUAAAGACGUAGAAAAGUAAGCCUUUUUAAAAGGCGUGAGUACACUCAUUCCUGGGAACUAGGUUUUUUGAGUAACAUCCGAUUUCGUACCAUGGCGGGUGAAAUAAAAACAAACAAAAGGCUGACAUCUUGUCUAAACGAGUCCUGGUGCAGGGGCCGCCCUCUCUGCCUGCUUAUUUUCUCUUGGUUCCAUUCCAAUGUAAUUUUGUGAUGUGUCAAAUUAGAUUCAUUAUUCUUUAAUUUUUUUGUUAUAAGAAUAUUGCCUCGUAAUAACAUUCACCUUCAAAUUCCUUAAAAUAUAUCUUUAGUUUGAAUCACGCUAGCAAGAACAUAUCCCAUUGGGUGUUUUCUGUGAAAGAUUUUUCAGUAUUUUUCCCAGAAAUUCAUUCUGAGUGACUGAGAAAUUUGAUGAUUUUAGCCCAGGGGUGAAGAAGAUUAGAUGCCAUAAUAUUUUUCAUCAUGACUCUCCUAUAGCUGUCUUACCUGAACUUUUUCCUGUUUGGUAAUUAGAUGGAAAUGCUGCAGGCAAAACAGGAGCAAGAAAAAAAGAGACUCCGUGAAAAGAUGGAAGCUGAAGCAGCGGCCCAACGACGACAAAUCGAGAACAUGGUAAAGGCGAGAAUGAUGGAAGCUGAAAAACACAGACGAAAUUUCAUGCAAGAAAAGCAGGUACUCAGCCAACGACUUGCACAAAUGCAAAAAUCAAAUGAAAGCAUGGAGAAGACAGUGGAGAGCUUGAGACAACAGCUGCUACUCAAUCAGAGCCGACAACGGCAAGUUAAAAAACCGGGAUUCUUUGAUAGAGCACUGCAAAUGAUACCAGUCAUGGGUGAGGUCGCUAGCACCUUAUCAAAGUGUAGCGUUAUGUAA
This is a messenger RNA of Pocillopora meandrina, 4919 nucleotides long. The record is from the annotation of a GenBank genome assembly. NCBI's taxonomy places the organism in Eukaryota, Metazoa, Cnidaria, Anthozoa, Scleractinia, Pocilloporidae.